GAUGUAUUCGCAGCCAGUGCUUUGCUAGAGAUUGUAGUCUAAACACUUCACAGAAUUUUCGAUAUCAGUGGUAACAAAUAAAUCAAAAUGAUUUCAACAAUUUUAAUUAUAUCAGGCGCUUUAUGGGCAAUUUAUUAUUUAAUUGGAUUGUACAAUGAAACGUACUGGAAAAAACGCGGUGUCAAAUUCUACAUGAAGCACAAAGUUUUCGGUCCCAUGGGAGAAUUUCUGACGUCAAAACGAGCGCUGUUUGAAAUUUUCGAUGAUAUAUAUAAAAUGUAUCCCAAAGAGCCUGCAGUUGGUGUUGGGUCCAUGCUGACGCCCGCACUCUACGUCAAGGAUCCACUCAACGUGCAACAUGUUUUAAGUCUUGAUUUCAAUUCAUUCAACCACAGAGGAUUUGAAACGAACGAAGGUGAUCAACUCGGCGAUAAUGUUCUUUUCAUGAACGGCAAUAGAUGGAAGAUUAUGCGUCAGAAUAUGACACCGCUAUUUACGGCAACUAAAUUGAAAAGCAUGUACUACAUAUUAGAUCGUAGCGCCACAGAUUUUGUGAAUUACUUGAAUCAGAAACCAGAACUAUUAAAGAAGGAUAUUUUUCACACGCUUACGACAUUCUGUAACGCCGCUAUUGGAGCUGCUGUCUUUGGUGUAGGUAAUGAGUCUAUUUUUGAAUCACCUUUUCUUGCUAUGGCCCUCGACAGCAUGAAACCGAGCACUAUACGUAACAUCCAAUUUGCCAUUGCAUCUCUAAAUGAUAGAUUAUUUAAACUAUCGGGAAUCAAAAUAUUCAAAAAACACGAGGAAUUCUUCAUAUCAGCUAUAAAACAAGUGAUUCGAAAAAGAGAAGCGGAGAAUGUUAAGAAACACGAUUUCGCAGAUUUGUGUGUUGGUUUGAUAAAUAAGGGUACAUUGAAGGAUCAUGACACAGGGUUAGAAUUACUACCUACUGAUGAAAUAUUAGCAGCGCAAGCGUUCUUUUUCUUCCUCGCCGGGAGUGAACCCAGCGCUUCUGCUAUCUUCGUUACGCUAGUAGAGUUAGGCAUGAACCCAGAGCCAUUGAGACGUGUUCACGAAGAAAUUGAUAAUGCGUUUGAGAAAUAUAAUGACACAAUGACAUACGACACAGUUAAUGAAAUGGAGUAUCUAGACAUGGUGUAUAAUGAGGCGCUAAGAAUGUACCCACCAAUUGGUUUUUUGACAAGACAGUGCGUUAAGGACACUGUAUUGCCUAACGGGAACAUAAGAGUUUCAAAAGGAACGAAGAUAUUUACACCAAUAUUUGAAGUCCAUCAUGACUCAACGCUUUUCUCCGAUCCGGAAGUUUUUAAUCCGGACAGAUUUUCACGUGAAAAUCGGCAUAAAUUGCCAAAUAAUAUGUACAUGCCUUUCGGUGAAGGUAAGAGAUUGUGCAUCGGUGUGAGAUAUGCGACUCUACAAGUAAAAGCGGGUUUGGUACAUUUGCUGCGUAACUUUACGGUUAAAACUCACGUUGGUAAAGGUGGAAUCAAAUAUAGUAAGCAGAAUAUGCAAGUGAGGCCGGACAAUGUUAACAUUGAACUGAUACCUCGCAGUCUGAAGAAUUAAUAUUGAACAAAACGAAUCUUUAUACAACAAUUGGGACUUUAUUGGUAAUUUAUAAUAUAUCAAGUUGUAUGGGACUAAGAACUCACUGUAAAUAAAAAAAAAUAUUAUUAACUAUUUUUUUCUAAAUGUAUGUAUGU
Papilio xuthus (Asian swallowtail) is the source of this 1724-nucleotide messenger RNA. NCBI's taxonomy places the organism in Eukaryota, Metazoa, Arthropoda, Insecta, Lepidoptera, Papilionidae. The record is from RefSeq and is a predicted model, not a curated record.